AAAAAUGACAAUAAACAAAUCGGCAUUGCAGAGUCAAGCAUUGAGAAUAAAAGUUCAAAUGUAACCUAAAGUGAAAAAGUACCAAAACAGUCGUCUUAUAAAUAUAUAAAACGUGUUCCAAAGUCUGACUUCAGCGUUAAAACAAUGGGACUUUGUAAUUUAUAUAGUCACAGUGUUGAGAUAAAAUACAAAAGUUAUUUUCUAUCAAAAGCAACUUUAUUUACAUUAAUUAUUACGGCUUUGAAUAUAAUUUUACCGUUUAUUGUGGCUUAUAGGAGUAGAGGGUUUUGGCUCAAGUCACACAGUUUUUAUGAACAGCCAGUUGUACGUCCUACAUAUGAAUACUUAUUGGUAGUCACAACACUGGAUCCUAGUGAAUCCAUUAUUUGUGGUGAUGCCACGAACUUAAAACUGGAUAAAUUGAAUGAUGAAAACUGUGCAGAAACUCAAAUCCAAGAGUACGAUUAUAAUGCUGAUGGUAGAUCUGACAUGCUACAUUUUCAGUUUGCCUUUAAUGUGCCACCAAAACAUGCAAUUACAUCAAUUGUUUUAAUUUUAGGAAUAGAUUUACAGUUACAGACAAACUGUGAAAUGCACAUGCAAGCACUAGCGACAAUAAAUAGCCAAUUUGUAAUUCCACCAUCUAGAUUCCACUACAAUGGAGACCUAAAAUUUUAUCAAAAGUCACAUUUACCAUGCUUAAAAAAUGUUAUAGAUACAAGAUAUAAUAUCUCAUUAUUUAAUAUUCCUUAUAAGCAAGGAGAUUUUAUACAGCACAUAUUGCAAAAAUACUUCAAAAGAACAGCAACAACACAGGUAAAAAAACUAUUCUCCAUCAGUCACACUGGCAACACUGAAGUUUUAAAUAUAAAUAUCCACUUAGAAGUGCCGGAGAUGCACAUUAGAUAUCAACCAAGUAUAAUGCAAGAAUUCAAAUGGGCUUGGCCACAAUAUCUUUCGCUUGUGGUAAUAUUUUACUGGUUAUUCAAUGAAAUAAAGAAGUUUGUAUUCUACAAACGUUUGUUAAUGGCUUGGGAAGUUGUGCCAUGGAAGGUGAGAUAAGAAGAUUGAUUAGUAUAAUAAUGAGCUAUGUAUAGUCAUGACAUAAUUCUGUACACAAAAUGAUGGCCAAGUUAACAUGUUCAGUGCCACUGUAUUAUCCGACAAGUUAUUUUAAUAUUAAUAAAUCACAGUGGUAAGGAAUAUGUUGAUUUUCUUUAUCAUGUGAUGAAGUAAUGCAGGCUUGAUGUCCAUUCCUUUAAAAGUUAUUUUAAAAAUAGAAUUAUAAUUUAAAUUAAGUUUAAGAGGUUCCAGGUAUUAUUAGUAUUUCACUUAAGUAGUUUUAGACAAUAUUAGUUAAAAAUCAUUUGAAGCGAAUGGUGUACUUUUGUUACCAAGUCAAUUGUCUGAUCAAUUAGUGAGGGGACAUAAGCUUUGAUAUUUUAAUAAGAUUAGUGUUGUGCCGAUACACCGGAACAGUGCCAGAG
Molecule: messenger RNA, 1487 nt
Organism: Papilio xuthus (Asian swallowtail)
Lineage: Eukaryota; Metazoa; Arthropoda; Insecta; Lepidoptera; Papilionidae
Product: transmembrane protein 231
Exons: 5
Coding region: 145-1062 (305 amino acids)
Biological process (GO): regulation of protein localization; cilium assembly
Cellular component (GO): ciliary transition zone; ciliary membrane
Source: RefSeq, a predicted model, not a curated record